AAAUUCCCCAACUACGUCACUGCGCGAUCAUCCCUGCGGCUUGCUAUUUCCCUGUCUGCAACCGCCUUUUGUCGCGAUCGGAGCCCACCUUAUUUAAUAAAACAAUCGCCUCAUCUUCUCUCCACCUCCAAUAAUAUCUUUUAACUGCUAGUGCUCUCUACCACAACACUGAAACACGAAGCGUCAAGAUGAAGUUCAAUCUGGCCACGGGCCUAGUGUGCUUGCUUGCAACCACUGAAGCUGUUGCAGCUUCCAGCUGGUGGAGCAAAGCUGUUUACAACAAGUGGCAUGAGACUGAGCUUGAGCGAUGGCUCUCGGAUCAUGAUAUCCCCUAUCCUACCCCCGCCGACCGUCGGGAUCUCGAGAAUUUGGUCAAGUCAAAUUGGGAGAACCGCGUGCAGAAGCCACUCGGCAACGCUGCGGACAGAGUCACUGAUGAAUUUUACGAGGCCAAAGAAUGGGUCUUCGACUCUUGGUCCGACUCCCAGCUCAAGGCAUUCCUCGAUCGCCAUGGCAUUCCAGCACCUCAACCCCGCAAGCGCGAUGUCUUAAUUAAGACUGCCCGUGAGAACUACGAGUCCAUUGCGAAGAAGGUCGGCGAAACUGCCGCGUACCCUGGUAACUGGCUGUAUGAGAACUGGUCCGAGUCUGAUCUCAAGACAUGGCUUGAUGAGCGAGGAUGGCCUGCUCCCCAGCCUACAACCCGUGACAAGCUGAUUGCCUCUGUGCGCCGCAACUCUCGUCUUGCCAGUCUACAGGCCCAGAGUAUCUCUGCGUCCGCGAAGGCCUCCGCCGAAGCUGCCCAGGCCACCUUGAGUGAGGAGCUAUUCAACGCCUGGUCCGACUCCAAGCUGAAGGAAUUCCUCGAUGAGCACGGUGUGAAGGUGCCCCAGGGUUCCAAGCGCAAUGAGCUCGUUGCCCUGGCCCGUAAGCACCGCGCCUACCUCGUCGACCAAGCUUCCAGUGCCUCUUCUGCCGCCUCAGAAGCAUUCGGUGCCGCCACCACCAAGGCUGGAAACCAGUUCGCCCAAGCCACAGAUGAUGCCAAGCUGAAAUUAGAUGAUCAAUUCGACGCGGCGAUCAAAACCUGGUCGGACUCGCGCCUGAAGGCUUUCCUCGAUGCUCGCGGUGUUCCCGUUCCUCAGUAUGGCAAGCGUGAUGAGCUUCUCGCCAAGGUGCGUGCCAACGCGCACCGGGCUUCUGGUGGAUGGAAUGAGUACAACUUUGAUACCUGGGAUAAGGAGCAUCUUUUGAAAUAUCUUUCUGCCAUGAACUCCAAGGCCGCAAAGAAGGCCGAUGCCUCUCGCGAAGAACUGAUUAAGCAGGCCAAGGAUUCGUACACCAAGGCCUCUAAGGCCGGCGGCGAGCACUAUGCUUCUGCUACCAAGAAUCUCGCUGAAGCAACUGGUACCGCUAAGCAGGCUACCUUUGACAACUGGUCACACUCCGACCUCAAGAAGUACCUUGACUCAUAUGGCAUUCCCGUCUAUCAGGGAUCAAGCAUCAACGAGCUGCGCGCCGCUGCUCGUCGUCAAGCGGCCUACUUCCGGUUCGGUACCACAAACCCACAAGACACCAUCUACGCCAAGGUGAUGGACACCCUGAACUGGGCGUUGGACAAGCUCAAGGUCGGUGCUUCCAGCGGCCGCGCUCAAGGCCAAGAGGCAGCUGAGAAGGUCCGCGAAAAGGCCGCCGAGCAGACCGAGAAGAUUCGGAGCGAGCUGUAAACACCGAGUCCUCGCGUUUUUGAAUCGAGCGUGUUAGGAUGACCGAAACUCUGUUCCGCCAUCCAUCGUGCUUUGAAUACGAUGCUUACGACUUCUGGAUUUUUUGGCGUUGAAAUGAAAUAUGAUUUUCAUGCUGUGUCCAUAGUAUUUAGUGCUUAAAAUGAACUGCCCUGGGGUACUUGAUGAUUUAGUCUACAGCCGAGUAGCCCAUCCCCGGACCAAUGCUCGAGUUGGAAAUGCGUUGAUUUAUCUUCAUGUGCCCGAAAAAUAUCUGAAAGUGACGAAUGAUUCAAGCCCGGCAGCAUGUAAUGCGGAACGGCCCCGCUCAAAUAGCCCGACCAUCAUUCUUAGUUUGGUAACCGAUUUCUGAACGUCACGGUCAUCCGGCAAUAUACCCAUAGAUCAUGACUUGGGAGCCUCAGGGUCACCCUCGGCGACCAACUUUCCAACCACCAGGUAUUUCUCGGAGAAGCGCUCCUCCCAGGACUG
Penicillium brasilianum is the source of this 2216-nucleotide messenger RNA. The record is from the annotation of a GenBank genome assembly. NCBI's taxonomy places the organism in Eukaryota, Fungi, Ascomycota, Eurotiomycetes, Eurotiales, Aspergillaceae.